AUGUCCAAGCCGGUGUUUGUCCAAGCCGGUGUUUGUCCUCCUCCACGGUCCGUGGCGCCUGCUCUCCCAUCGUCCAACGCCGAUCCGCUUCCGCCGGACUGGCUUGCAGAUGUCGAGACCAUCCGUGAGACUGUUUCUGCUUUGGUCAACGAACAUGACACCGUCAUCGUUACGCACAGCUUUAGCGGGAUGACCGGUGGUACAGCCCUAAAGGGCCUCGAUAAGCAAACUUGUGCCUCUCAAGGUUUGAAAGGCGGCGUUAUACGACUUAUCUAUAUUGCUGCCUUCCUCGUUCCCGAGGGUUUCCAGCACUCGCCGCAAGGUACGCGCGAUAACAUGAUGUCGGAAAUGAAAACGGAUUUCAAGACGGGAGUUGUUACCGUGCUACCUGAGGAUGUUAAGGAUAUGUUUUAUCAAGAUCUUGACGAGGCAACUAUCAAGGAGCUAGAGAAAGACCUUCGUCCGCAUAGCCUAGGCUCUUAUUGGGGCACUACUACCUAUGCUGCUUGGCGUCACAUUCCGACUACCUACAUUAUUGGUAAUAAGGAUAGACUUACAACCGUCGCAACUAUCCACCACCUAAUCUCGGCGGCGAAGUCGAGUGGAACGCAUAAAAUCGAUAACGUGGUUGAGGUUGAUGCCGGUCAUUCCGUUUUCGUGAGCAUGCCCCAAUGGACUGCGAAAACGCUCAUCGCCGAAGCCGUCCGACAAGCCUAA
Molecule: messenger RNA, 717 nt
Organism: Neoarthrinium moseri
Lineage: Eukaryota; Fungi; Ascomycota; Sordariomycetes; Amphisphaeriales; Apiosporaceae
Exons: 3
Coding region: 1-717 (238 amino acids)
Source: RefSeq, a predicted model, not a curated record